ACCAAAAGAAGCUCCCCCCUCGUUACCAAACACAUCUCUCGACAAACUUGAGAUUAUGUCGUGUGAUUUGAGCUUGUGCUUUGGGGUUUUGGCAUUGGUUCUUGGUCUUGUGUUUACGAAGUCUUGUUUGUCGUGUUGGGUAUUGCCGGUUCGAGCCCUAAAGAAGAUUAGGAAGAAUGGAUUCGUGGGUCCAUGUCCGAGUUUCCCUUUCGGAAACCUCGAGGAGACGAAGACAAUCAAGGCGGAGAGUGUGAACCGGAGGAAAGCUGCCGCUGUCACCCACGACAUACACGCUAUUGCUCUUCCUCAUUUCGCCCGUUGGCAACAACAAUAUGGCAAAGUGUUCGUGUACUGGCUGGGGGCCGGGCCGUUUUUGUACGUAGCGGACCCCGAGUUCUUGAGGGUCAUGUCGGAAGGUAUGUUGGCCAAGAGUUGGGGAAAACCUAAUGUCUUCAAGAAAGACAGAGAGCCCAUGUUUGGAACAGGCUUGGUCAUGGUCGAAGGCGAUGAUUGGACCCGACACCGCCACGUCAUCACCCCUGCAUUCUCCCCUCUUAAUCUCAAGGCCAUGACAAGUAUGAUGGUGGAGUCGGCAACCAGCAUGUUGGACGGAUGGGCCGUACAAAUCAACUCGGGAAACCCGGAAUUCGAUAUGGAGAGCGAAAUCAUAACAUUGGCCGGAGAGAUAAUCGCCAAGACGAGCUUCGGAGUCACCGGAGAAAACGGACGUAAGGUUCUCAAGAACCUAAGAGCCAUGCAAUACACUCUCUUCAAGUCCAAACGCGUCUUGGGCGUGCCGAUAUUAGGCAGCAUUCUCAACUUCAAAGAAACCCUAGAGGCCGAAAAACUCGGCCGAGAGGUCGACCGCUUGCUUUUAUCGAUCAUAGACGAACGGAGAGGAUCGAUCCAACGGGGAGAAUACCAUCGGGAUGAUCUAUUGGGGCUGUUGCUGAAGACGGAUCAUGAAAAGAAGGAAGGGAGAAAUUUGACGGCGAAAGAGCUCGUCGACGAGUGUAAAACCUUCUUCUUCGGCGGCCAUGAGACGACGGCUUUGGCGCUGACGUGGACACUCAUGCUUCUCGCCAUUCACCCAGAGUGGCAGGAAAAGCUCCGGGAAGAGGUCCGACAAGUCGUCGGAGAUUCCGACGUUGAUUACCACAAACUUGCAGGGCUUAAAAAGAUGAAAUGGGUGAUGAACGAAGUUCUACGAUUAUAUCCACCGGCCCCAAACGCACAACGACAAGCUCGGAGGGACAUAGAAGUUGGCAAAGGCCUUGUCGUCCCUAACGGUACGAACAUUUGGAUCGACUUAGUGUCUAUGCACCAUGAUCCCGAGUUAUGGGGGGAUGACGUGUACGAGUUUAGGCCGGAGAGAUUCGCCGAGGAUUCGAACGGUGGCUGCAACCACAAGAUGGGGUUUUUGCCGUUUGGAUUCGGAGGGAGAAUGUGCAUUGGUCGGAACUUGACCUUUUUGGAGUACAAGGUUGUCCUGACUCUUGUUUUGUCCCGGUUCGAAAUCUCGGUUUCGCCCGGUUAUCGCCAUGUACCGACAUAUAUGCUUUCUCUUCGUCCCGGUUAUGGGUUGCCUCUCAUCGUACGACCCCUUUAGAUUCCUCUAACGUGGAUAAUAUUCUUUAGCAUCGAUCCUUGCAUGCAAAAGAAGAAGAAGAGGAAUUGAUAUUGGGUUCGUGUUUAGUACUAGGGAAACUCCGGCAGUAUUUUCCGCUAAUCAAUGUUUACCUUGUUUAUAUGGAAUAUACAACUUUUUUUUCUUGAAUAAUUGGUAUCAUAUGCAUAUUUUGAGGGGAAUAAACGGAUCAAAACAGUUUAUAAUUA
Tarenaya hassleriana is the source of this 1836-nucleotide messenger RNA. RefSeq names its product cytokinin hydroxylase-like. The record is from RefSeq and is a predicted model, not a curated record. The transcript is spliced from 4 exons. NCBI's taxonomy places the organism in Eukaryota, Viridiplantae, Streptophyta, Magnoliopsida, Brassicales, Cleomaceae. Gene Ontology annotation, molecular function: monooxygenase activity; oxidoreductase activity, acting on paired donors, with incorporation or reduction of molecular oxygen; heme binding. The coding region runs from base 56 to 1609 and encodes 517 amino acids.